GCAGAGCCGCGCGGGGAGGGAGGGAAGCAGCGGGCGCUGAAUGAGCCGGGCGAGCGAGCCACCCCCGCGGGGCGGCGGGGCCGCCUUCCCCGCCAGCGCCCCCCGCCCCGUGCGCGCCCUGCCCUGAGCCCGGGGCCGGGGGGAUGCGCGGCCCGCGGCCGCGGCUGCCGGCGCUGCCCGCGCUGCUGUGGCUGGCGCUGGCCCCGCUGCCCGGCCCCGCGGCGCGGGCAGAGCUGCGGGUGCGGGUGCGGCUGCCCGGCGGGCAGGUGACGGAGGAGAGCCUGCAGGCCGACAGCGGCGCCGACUGCGUCAGCCUGGAGCUACGGGCGGCCGACGGCGCGCUCGUCACGCUCACGGCGGAUUUCAGACAGGAAGUGAAGAUUUUCCGUGCCUUAAUCCUCGGGGAGCUGGAGAGGGGCCAGAGCCAGUUCCAGGCCCUGUGCUUUGUGACCCGGCUGCACCGCAACGAGAUCAUCCCCAGCGAGUCCAUGGCGAAGCUGCGGCAGAAAAACCCCCGGACAGUGAGGCAGGCAGAGGAGGUGCGGGGCUUGGAGCACCUCAGCAUGGACGUGGCUGUGAACUUCAGCAAGGCAGCGCAGCUGAGCUCCCACAUCCACAACGUGUGCGCCGAGGCCAGGGAGGCCAUCUACACCCGCGAGGAGGAUGUCAAGUUCUGGCUGGAGAAAGGCGUGGACGGCUCCAUGUUCGAGGCGCUGCCGCCGGGCUCGGAGCUGCCGGGGCUGCCGCGCUGCCGGCGCUGCCCGGGCCGCUGGCGGCCGUGCCUGUGCAGUUACUCUCUGAGCAUCGAGUGGUACCCGUGCAUGCUCAAGUACUGCCGCAGCCGCGACGCCGCGGGCAGGCUGUCCUCCUACAAGUGCGGCAUCCGCAGCUGCCAGAAGGGAUACACCUUCGACUACUACGUGCCUCAGAAGCAGCUCUGCCUCUGGGAUGAGGAGACCUAGAGGCGGGCCGGCCUUCCCCCCGGCGAGGAGCCGGCUGCCCCGAGGGAGGGAUGCUGUUCUCAGUGCUCUGGGUGUGCCUUUCCCGUGCCUCCCUCCCCGCCUGAUGCUGCCCUGUGCUGUCACCACCAGGCUCGGCUGGCUGGGUGUGAUGCUGCGGCUCCCUGGAGCAGGAGAUGCAGGUUUUGGGGUGAAGCACGGGGAAAGGGCCGUGCUGCCCUGCUCUGGAGCUCCAAGAGGCAAUUCCCAGCCUCCAGCUGAUCUUGCUGAGCUGCGUUGCCAAACGUCUGUGCCACUGAAGAACCCCCCUGGCUGCCUUGGCCACCUCCUGGUGACACAGCUGGGUUUGGGACCACACCCUCUGAACAAGGAUGCUUUGAAGCCCACCCAAAGCAAGAGCCUGCCUGCAGCUUUUCCCAGUGCCUGACUGGCUGUUACAUCCCCCUGAGGAUGGAAGAGACACCGGGGGGAUGUAGCCCAGCAUCUUGUGCCACUAAAGAGCUGGUAAUUAGGGCUUUAAUUAAUCCCUAGCUAAGCUAGUGAAGGCCCAACUUUUUGUGUUGGUCUCGUGGCUGUUCCACUGAGAAAGAAACUUCUAGAGCCUCGUGAUAACCCUGUGGUUGCAAGGGGAGAGGAGGGUCCCAGGUGGGUUUUGAAGAAGGCAGGAUUCUACAUCCACGUCCAGUUUUGUGUCCUGCUCUGCCAGCCAUUCACAAGAAGCUCUUAAAUAACUGUACUGCUUUGCUGUGCCUUGGUUUCCCCCAUAUGCUGAACAAGGGUGACACUGAAGUUGUCCUUGGCCCUGGAAUGUUCCUGGAGGGAUCAGACAAAAAGCACUGCAAGUGCUGCUUGGUUCUGUGUCCUUUCCACUCAAAUUAGGACAAGCACAGAGGGGAGAGAAGCUCUUGGGGUCUCUAGGAGCCCCUGUGCCUUCACAAUGUGCCUUUUUGCCUCAAAUACAGGAAUUUUUUGCAAAAGAAGAAGAA
Prinia subflava (tawny-flanked prinia) is the source of this 1945-nucleotide messenger RNA. It is a transcript of the gene OAF, whose product is annotated as out at first homolog. Bases 144 to 962 code for a protein of 272 amino acids. The transcript has 4 exons. NCBI's taxonomy places the organism in Eukaryota, Metazoa, Chordata, Aves, Passeriformes, Cisticolidae. The record is from RefSeq and is a predicted model, not a curated record.